Molecule: messenger RNA, 987 nt
Organism: Bolinopsis microptera
Lineage: Eukaryota; Metazoa; Ctenophora; Tentaculata; Lobata; Bolinopsidae
Exons: 8
Coding region: 1-987 (328 amino acids)
Biological process (GO): protein phosphorylation; intracellular signal transduction
Cellular component (GO): cytoplasm
Molecular function (GO): protein serine/threonine kinase activity; ATP binding
Source: RefSeq, a predicted model, not a curated record
AUGCUGGGUCUGAAGAUCUGUGGUAGUGCUGUAUUUCUGGGUCUGAAGAUCUGUGGUAGUGCUGUAUUUCUGGGUCUGAAGAUCUGUGAUUAUCCUUGUGAUAACAUAUUUGUGAACGGAACCAUUGGCUACCUAAAGAUCGGAGAUUUGGGUCUUGCUAAACUUCGUCGACUCAGCUACGCUAAAUCUGUCAUAGGUACGCCCGAGUUCAUGGCCCCGGAAAUGUACAACGAGAAGUACAAUGAAGCAGUGGAUGUGUACGCUUUUGGAAUGUGUGUGUUAGAGAUAGUAACCAACCAGUACCCCUACAUGGAGUGUCAGAAUGCAGCGCAGAUCUACAAGAAAGUUACUAAUGGUGUAAAGCCUAACUCGCUGGAGGAAGUGACAGAUCUAAACUUACGGAGGAUAAUUGACAUGUGUCUCAAACAAGUCGCUCAGGACAGGACUACUAUAAAAGAAUUAUACGAACAAGACUUCUUUGUGGAACUAGAUGUAAAAGUGGCAGUAAUCAACAAAGUUACUGAAAAAUCAGAUGUCAGCGAUAAGAACGACCAAAAGUUCCAGUUACAGAUUGAACUUCACAAGGUCAAUAUCGCCACUACAAACGUACGGAACGAUGAAAAGCGAGACCCGUGGAGAAAAUACCAGUGUAUAAUUGACCUUGAUAGGGAAAUACCGCUCAAUAUUGCUGAUGAGAUGUUCCAAGAAAAAAUAUUCAAGAACGAGGAGAUGAAACAGGAGGUAGCUAAACAGAUUGACGAACAGAUCAAAAAUUUCAGAGAGCAAGAAAGAGAAGAAGGCCGACAACACGAGCAAGUGCCGGUCAAAGCUGCAGUUCCUGAGAGUCUCACAGUGGAGAACACUCAGGCAAGGGAAGGGGAGAAGAAACCGGAGGAGUCAGUGAGGAGUGCUCCCAGUUCUACCAGUAUCACUAAAGAGCAACCUCAUGAGGACAACACUGCCAACAGGGUUAGUAACCAUGGGUAA